UUAGAUUCGAGGCUGCAAGGUCUGGAAGAGAGGAUUUUGGAGUUCAUGGGAGAAGGAUUUGUUGGACUUCACGUAACGGUGGAGACAAAGCUGGAGGCUCUAGGCUCAAGGAUGAGUCAUAUUGAAAAGAACUAGCGGCUUUUGAGAAGAAGGGCUAUGAAAAUGGAAGACAAGCUAACUUCUAUUGAGAGUAAGGUGGAGCCGAGUCAUGGUGAAGACAUGGAUUUUCGACAGUGGGACUAUGGUACAUAUGAAGAGAAGGAGAAAGCUAAUGCUGAGCAAGAGGCUGAGAAAGAGAAGGAUAACAUCGAGAAUACUGAGCAAGAGGCUGAGAGAAAAAAUGAUGAAGAAGAAGGGGAAGAGAAAGAGGCUGAUGACAAUGCUCAACAAGAGGGUGAGAAAGAGAAGGAUAACAUCGAGAAUACUGAGCAAGAGGCUGAGAGAAAAAAUGAUGAAGAAGAAGGGGAAGAGAAAGAGGCUGAUGACAAUGCUCAACAAGAGGGUGAGAAAGAGAAGGAAAAUAGUGAAGCUGAUGAGCAAGACAAGGAGGACAGUGAGAGUGAGACUGAUGAGUUGAAACAAUUGAAGGAGAGAAGUAGAGCACAAGCUGAUAAACUGUGGAAAAAAAUUGAAGUGGAUGAAGAAGAGGUUGGAGGGAAACAGGAUGAAGAAGAAGGUGAAGAGAAAGAGGCUGAAACCAGUGACGAAGAAAAGGAGAACAGUGAGGAUGAUGAGAAAGUUGAAGAAAAAGUGAUGGAAUCUGAGGCUGAAGGCAAAGAUGAUCAAGCAGAAGUUGAAGGGAAAGAGGAUCAAGAAGAAGAAGUUGAAGGGAAAGAGUCUGAAACCAGGGAGCGAGAAAAGGAGAAAAGUGAGACUGAUGAGGUGGAAUCUGAGGCUCGGGAGGCAGAGAUAGAAAAAGGAACUCCGACACCACCACGUGGGAAUCAGACGGAGGGAACUCCCACACCACCACGUGGUAGGACUAAGGCAAUGGCUGCGAGGAGACUAGUGACAAGGCCUAUAGAGGAAGAACCUGUAAAAGGUUUUGAAGUUGUUGCGGAAGAGGCUGUGGAAACAGAGGGAAAAAGCAUGAAGAAAGUUCCGGAAGAAAAGAAAAAAGAGGAAGAGGCUGUGAAAGUUGUUGAAGAACAGGCUGGGGAAGUUGUCGAGGAACAUGCUGGGGAAAUUGUUGAGGAAUAUACUGAGGAAGAAAAGCAAAGGUGGAUCAUGGUCGUUUACAAGGAAGCAUCGAGUCCUUGGAUCAUGCAUAGGUGCAAGGAGAAUGCCGCUAUUGCUGUACCUAAGAAGAGUGGCAGACCAAAGAAGAAAUCACAGUGGGUGCAGACUCCUUUCACGGAGGGGAAGAAGCGUAAAACAAAGCCUUAUUCUUAUGUUUGGAAAACUAAGUUUACAGAUGUUACCAUGCCCAAAAUGAGUAAGAUGGAUAACUAG
This is a messenger RNA of Brassica oleracea var. oleracea, 1452 nucleotides long. Its product is annotated as spore wall protein 2-like. The record is from RefSeq and is a predicted model, not a curated record. Lineage: Eukaryota; Viridiplantae; Streptophyta; Magnoliopsida; Brassicales; Brassicaceae. Bases 157 to 1452 code for a protein of 431 amino acids. The transcript is spliced from 3 exons.